AAUUUUUCAUUUUCAAUCAGCCCCACGAAAAGUUAGAGAGAGAGAGAGAGAGAAAAAACAGAGACUGUUAUUUGCUGCUUGUGGUUUUAUUAUCUGUGUGUAUUUAUCGAGGUUUUGAAUUGGAACUCAUCAAACCCAGAGCCAUAUAGAACCAAACUUGUCUGAAUAUUCUGAGUCAAAGGAAAGAGUUGAUGAUGGCGAAUCUAUAUGUAAAGGCGGCGCCACCGGUGGAUCUGAAUAGGAACACAGAGUGGUUCACAUACCCAGGUGUUUGGACCACUUACAUCCUUAUCCUCUUCUUCGCUUGGCUUCUUGUCCUUUCAAUCUUUGGCUGCUCUCCUGGCAUGGCCUGGACCAUUGUUAAUCUCGCCCACUUCGCUGUCACUUAUCACUUUUUCCACUGGAAAAAAGGAACUCCAUUUGCUGACGAUCAGGGGAUCUACAAUGCACUGACAUGGUGGGAGCAAAUAGAUAAUGGAAAGCAGCUCACACGCAACAGAAAGUUCUUAACUGUUGUUCCUGUUGUGCUGUACUUGAUAGCCUCACACACGACUGACUACCAGCAUCCUAUGCUCUUCCUCAAUACUCUUGCGGCGAUUGUGCUGGUUAUUGCCAAGUUCCCUAAUAUGCACAAGGUCCGGAUCUUUGGAAUCAAUGCAGAUAAGUGAGUAGGGUAUGCAUCAGGAAGGUGUGCUUAAGAGCCUCAUAUCCUUCGCUUGUUCUGGUAAAAAGUCAUUGUAUAGUAAUCAGAACUGUGAGGAUUUUCAGAUAUAUAUAAUGUUUUGUGCAAACUGUUUUUCAAGCUUCUGGGUGAUUGAAAGAAAAAAUAUUUGUAUGGAGUUAUCUUUGUACAGUAGAGAAAUUUUAUGUAUCUGGAUUAUCAUGGUGCUGUUAUCAGCUUAUCACAUAUUUUGACAUUGCAAUUA
Quercus robur (English oak) is the source of this 926-nucleotide messenger RNA. RefSeq lists its product as uncharacterized. Gene Ontology annotation, biological process: negative regulation of ceramide biosynthetic process; intracellular sphingolipid homeostasis; ceramide metabolic process. The transcript has 3 exons. The coding region runs from base 192 to 668 and encodes 158 amino acids. The record is from RefSeq and is a predicted model, not a curated record. Gene Ontology annotation, cellular component: endoplasmic reticulum membrane. NCBI's taxonomy places the organism in Eukaryota, Viridiplantae, Streptophyta, Magnoliopsida, Fagales, Fagaceae.